Cladophialophora immunda is the source of this 2855-nucleotide messenger RNA. RefSeq lists its product as uncharacterized. The record is from RefSeq and is a predicted model, not a curated record. Lineage: Eukaryota; Fungi; Ascomycota; Eurotiomycetes; Chaetothyriales; Herpotrichiellaceae. Bases 739 to 2658 code for a protein of 639 amino acids. The transcript has a single exon.
ACCGAUGGAACUUUGGAUGAGCAUCAUCAGCCGUCCCUCUGCUCGUUGCAACUUCUUCAUUCAUCGAUGUGACCUCCUGCUCAACCUCACCAUUAUCCCUUUUCGUCCCGCUAGUCUGGUAGUCGAGAUCAACCGGGAUCCAUCUCUUCUCUUGACAGAGGGCAGUUAUCGUCGACCGCCCCAGGCAUACAGAGAUUGGGUCGAGAGUCGAAACCGACUUCGCGAGGCCACGGAACCGGUUUCCUGGUCGAGGACGCCAGGCAUGAUUUCUGCGCCUCGUUCGACUUCUUUUGCAGACUGCUUACGACGAGUCCUGGAACGCCGCUCAUACCACCUCACUUGACGCCAGCCCUCGUCUGCCGCAUUCCAUCAACUCCUCCUGUUUCUAACCCAAGCCGCCCCGGAUUCUGCAAGGUCCCAUCGUCUCACCCCUGCCUCGGGCAUCCUUUGGAGCCGAUCAGUGAUCGUCUAACUAUUUGACAGAUUGGACGUCGCUCUCUCGUCGACUUCUUGCCAGCUCUACUCUACUUGUGUUUCGCGACGCAGAUCAGUGUCUACGGCGGCCCAAGGCUGAUCAUGUCUUGUCGUGGGCUACACAUCUAGUGCUAUUGUCAACCACGAGAACUUCAUCAAAUUCUCCUCCCUGCGGGCCUGGUCACAAAUUCAUGUCGCGGUGAACUGGUUCAGCACUGCAUAUUCGAUUUCGUGCAUUCUGUAAAGGAACUGUCUUUGAGGACUAUGCCCAAGCAGCCAGCCCGAUCUUCACCAUCCGAGACUUUCCUCUCGGCUGAUCCAACACCUCAACGGUCUAACAUUCACUUCUCCGAUAUGCCUACCUCGACAAUCACGGUCUCUAACACGAGUUCUCGGAGGACCCCCGGCCAGACUCAAAGAACUCUUGAAAAUGCUCAGAUUGCACCACCACUACCACCACCGGCCGAGACGGGGCCUUCGGUCGAAGAACCGACGCCGAAAAGGCCUAAGCGGGCGCUUAAGCUCACGGCUUCCCAACGUGAGAGAAAAAGAGCCAUCGACCGCGAGGCACAGCGAAGCAUCCGUCUGAAAACCAAGAAUUACAUUGCCCAUCUGGAGAACUUGGUCCGAAUCAUGGAGAAUGGGGGCUCGUCCGCAAGUCAGGGCGAGGGCGGUGAGCAACCCCAAGGGCAGGCCAUCACCGAGGAAGGGCAAGAAAGAGUCAGAGCAUUAUUAUCCCAACUGAGGCAGAGCGAGGAUGAGGUCAGACGACUGAGGGAGAUGGUCACUGGAGUACAGAGGCUGGUGGCAGGUGCUUUGAAUCCUGGCGAGGAUUCCGCAACCAAACAACUUACGGGCUCUGAGGCUUACAACAUCCAGCAACCAACACGGAUGGCGACGCCUCUACAGGUCAUGGUCCCGGAUCACUUUGAGAACAGCGCGUCCGUUUAUUCCCAUAGUUCGGAUUCAUCAUCCCCUGUGAUCGAGCUUGGCUAUCUACCAUUUGACCAACCGAGGUCUGCCGAGGCAUCCGCGCCCAAUUUCACCCCAAGGGUGCCAGGUCUUCGAGCCCUUCCUCCGCACCACCCAGAUCGCUUCGAUAGCCUUGGGAGGUUUGUUCCUCCCGUCACAACAUUGGAGCCACCAACCUCCGAGCCGCUCGACACCCCCAAGGACAGGGUCGAAGGUGAACUGUUUUUCCUCUCCGAACGUGAGGUUAACCGAGUAUUGGCAGGAGGUCACCAGUCCUUCGCGAAUCAACCCCUGGACGAAGAUAUCGUCGUCCGCGCAGUAUUGCACGGAUGGCGCGAUGUGCAGGACAUCUAUCUGCUGGACAGAGGCUGGCAGGCGCUCAGGAGCAUUGACCAAUCCAUCUUCCGCGAAUGUGGCGUUGUGGAGAGAAUCGCCAUCCUCCACAUGAUGCGGCUGAAGCUGCUCCAUCAGAGCAACGUCAAUCCGCAGUUUCUGGCUCCGCUACCGCCAUUCUUCCAGAGAGGUCCCACGGAAGACCCGGAGAUCCUGGAGAAGACGCCCCUCAUCGAGCACUUUAUUUGGCCCGGCCUGCGGACCUGCUUGUGCAAGAAUGCGAGGAGGUAUAUCAACAACAAGUUCUCCGAUUCGUUCCGGCGAUCACUAAAGUUCCUAUGGCCCUACGACGUAUCGGAUGUUUACGAGAGAGACCCCAUCACCCAGCUAUACUCGGUCAUGCCGGAAUUCAAACGACGCGAAGGGGAUCUCCGGUCGUGGACGAUGAGGAAGGAUUUCUUUACACAUGCAAGCGAACUAAUCGGCGCGAUACCGGUGUAUGAGCCGUCUUUGGACCGAGCCCUGAUUCCUGCAGGGUCAGUACCGAUGCCAACAGGUCUGAAUGCAGGACAGCCGUCCCGGCGGAUGCUGCAGAAAGCACCUGCGGGGGUCAUGGAAAAGCAAGAAGCCCACGAGUCGCAGCUGGGGCCGAUGCAUGCAGGUGCACAUGGUCACAUCUCUCAUCCUAUGGGCAGCCAUCCGGCUGUAACGACGACGAAUGUCGCUGUGACGCAGAUUCCGCACGCUGCUGAGGUUGAAGCUUGGCUAGGAGAUCCUGAUCUGGUGCCGCAGUAUUGGAAUAUGGGACCUGGCAUCAAUGUGGGAUAUGAGGCGGUUUCUCCCCAGUGGACAAGUGUUCCACGAGGAUUUGGAGGAUGAUUAGUGUUUACGCCGAACCGGGUGGCCCACUUGAAAAGCGAUGUCUUUGUCCAUGCGUCUAUGUCAUUCUGAAUGUAUUGGUAUUUUGAUUCACGGCUGUGCUACAGUAGAACACGGGGAUUCCGCUUCUGAAGAUCUGCGGCUUUCCAAGCGCGUGGCCAGGAGAUAUCUCGGGAUCCCCAUCGAGUAUCAGUUGC